AUGACCGAUGCAUUAACUCGAGCAUUUGAGAAUAUUAAAUCAUUUCAUGGUAGUUCACAAGAUAAUUCACGAGAUUGGUGUGAUCGAACUGAAAUUAUAUUUAAUGCAUUUAAUAUUAAUGAUGCUGAUCGUUUAGCUCGUAUAGGUAUUAAAUUAGAAGAUGCUGCUUUCGAUUGGUAUCGUGAUAAUCAAGGUCCAUAUGCAACAUGGAUAACAUUUCGUCAAAAGUUACAACAAGCAUUUCCUCCACCCGAACGUACACAAAAUCCACAUUUAUUAGCUGAACAAAUAAAUCAACGUAAACAAGAAUCUGAUGAAUCAGUACAUGAUUAUUAUUAUGCAUUAGACAAGUUAUGUCGAGAAUAUGAUCCACAAAUGUCUGCUAUUGAUAAAACAAUAAAAUUAGUUGGAGGACUUCGAGAAGAAUUAAAAGAAAAGAUAUUACCAUUAAAUGUUCAAACACCUGAACAAUUUAUGAUACAAGCAAAGAAUUUUGAAUCUAGUGCAAAGGUAAUGGCUCAUCAUCGUAAAUCUGAUAAAUCUAGUGAAUUACCUGAACCAACAUAUGUAUUUGAAUCAAAUGAUUAUUCAACAAUAGCUGCAUCUCAACCACGUCAACAACAUCACCAAUCAUAUUAUAAGCAGAUCCCUCAACCAUAUUAUCAUCAACAUCAUCAACAAAAUUAUCGAACACAACAACAGAUACAAAAUCGUUAUAAUCAAAUUUCUGGUGAUCAACGAACGUUCCGAUCAACUCGGAACCAACAACAAACAACAAUUCAUAAAUCACAUCCUCAACAACACGGUGCUAAAUCAUCUAAUAACUAUCAACAAAUGAAUAAUUAUGUUCAUCAAAAUGUCAAUCGUCGAAAAUGUUUUAAAUGUGGGCAAACAGAUCAUGUACAAAACAAUUGUCCACAUCAUUUAAACUACUAA
Molecule: messenger RNA, 936 nt
Organism: Rotaria sp. Silwood1
Lineage: Eukaryota; Metazoa; Rotifera; Eurotatoria; Philodinida; Philodinidae
Source: the annotation of a GenBank genome assembly